Molecule: messenger RNA, 7135 nt
Organism: Brassica rapa (field mustard)
Lineage: Eukaryota; Viridiplantae; Streptophyta; Magnoliopsida; Brassicales; Brassicaceae
Product: E3 ubiquitin-protein ligase COP1
Biological process (GO): proteasome-mediated ubiquitin-dependent protein catabolic process
Molecular function (GO): protein binding; ubiquitin protein ligase activity
Source: RefSeq, a predicted model, not a curated record
AUGGAAGCAAUUUCGAAGGAUCCGUUUGUUCCAGCUGUGAAACCCGACCAGAGAACAACCUCCAUCGGGGAAGCUGCUCACCGUCAUGAAAACGACGACGUAGGAAGCGGUGGAGGUGAGAUUGGAGCCAGGAAGCUAGAUAAGGACUUGAUGUGUCCGAUUUGUAUGGAGAUAAUAAGGAGAAUGCAUCUCGGAAUGCUUGACAGUGGAAACUUAGAUGUCACGUUUCUUUUCAGAGUCUUAUGGAGUGUUGACUUCUAACGAACAGAACCAUCUAUGCUUGUAUCUGGUAGUGAGUCUAGUGACGAUUGUAAGGUUAAAGUUUGGUGCACAAGACAAGAAGAAAGUGUGCUUAAUAUAGAUAUGAAAGCAAACAUAUGUUGCGUCAAGUACAAUCCUGGCUCAGGCAACUUCAUUGCGGUGGGAUCAGCUGAUCAUCAUAUCUACCACUACGAUUUGAGAAACAUAAGCCAACCACUUCAUGUCUUCAGUGGACACAAGAAAGCGGUUUCCUAUGUGAAGUUUUUGUCCAACAACGAGCUCGCUUCAGCAUCUACAGAUAGCACACUACGCUUAUGGGACGUCAAGGACAACUUGCCAGUUCGGACAUUUAGAGGACACACUAACGAGAAGAACUUUGUGGGUCUAACAGUGAAUAGCGAGUAUCUCGCAUGCGGAAGCGAGACAAACGAAGUAUAUGUGUAUCACAAGGAGAUCACGAGACCUGUGACAUCGCACAGAUUUGGAACACCAGAGAUGGACAAUGCAGAGGAGGAAGUUGGUUCGUAUUUUAUAAGUGCGGUUUGCUGGAAGAGCGAUAGUCCCACGAUGCUGACUGCGAAUAGCCAAGGAACCAUCAAAGUUCUGGUACUCGCUGCUUGAUUGUAAUUAAUAUAUUUUCAACAGAUUUUAAAAAGCUUCUUGAAUCAAUAAAAACGAUAAGGUCACCAUCUAUUGUAUUUAGUGGGAGUAAUAGAGAGAACAAUUUGUCCAAAUUAGGGUUCAUGACUUGGAAAGCAAGUUUGUAUUAUAAUGCUUGACUUGGACCCCCCUCAAGAGAAGAUUUUGUAUCAAACUGUAUAUAGAUAUCUCACGGUUCCUUAAAUCUCUUUUUUUUUUUCUUUUUUUGUUCAACGGUUCAAUCUCUAUAGUUUAUGGGUAUAAUCAAAAUGCUUUGACAGGUGAUAAGUCAAAAACCUUGACUACCUACUAAGCGUCCAACCACAUGCACUUAUAAGUCAUCAAUGUGUGCAUGUAACAAGAUCGUUGAUAAUUGGAGACUUUGUGACAUUAGAGUAGUACUUAAAUACUCUAGAGAACGUAUAAAAUGGGAUUGUAUGUGUGUACACUUUCUCAUUAUACGGCCAUGUUAAUAUUGUAAUAGUAAUCCUUUUACAUUUGGAUACGUAACUCGGAAUGUCAUGAAUUCUAUGAGCAUGCAUGCUUUGGGAAGUUUGAAUCCCAUGGCCGACCAUUUUAGUUAUUUAAAGAAAAACAACUUCCUGAAAUUGAAAACGUUACAUAUUUCAGUACUAGCUCAUCAUAGUCAUUAUAAUUAUAGGUGGCUUGAUAAAAAUAAAUCACUAACAAGUUUUCUAGUUCCCUAAGUCUUUGACUCCGUAUUUUAAAAGUUGUAACUUGUGCUGUAUUUAAGAAGUCAGAAACUCUUUUAAAAGGAAAGAACGACUUUUUUUCGCAACGAGGGGGACACAUGAAUGUGUUUCUUCCCUUUAAGCAACCAUAUCCAUGAAAUCCUUUUAUUUAUGUACUUAAUUUUGUACAAAUAAACUCAAAACCACUCUUUUCACAAAGAUUUUUUUUUAAGAAUAACCAUAGCUUAGAUUAGUAAAAUGUUAAUUAAUCAGAUUGAUAACAAGUAUGGUCGAUCACGUACGUCAAUAGUAAUUUAAUUUAAUUUGUUUAGAAUAUAAGUAUAGUUUGAUAGGCACAUAUUUGGAUUUUUCGUUGUUAUGGUAAAAGCAAUCGUUUCACGGUUGCCACAUAUAUUUCCCAAGUUCACAUCGAAUUAUAAUACUUAUGUAGGUCGAGUUACGUAACCAUAUACCUAUGAAAUCUAAAUGUGAUGUAUUCUUUGUUUGUUUCCAUCAUGUAUAAAUUAAAUAGUACAACAUUUAACUAGCACUCUGAUUAUUUUAUCCUCACGAGCACGAGUCAUAUAAUUAUUUAACUUUAAAUUCGGAACCCCCUCAGGUUAAUCGGUAGUGGAUAGCUGUGAAGAAAAAUGGCAAUAGGUGACUCGGAGCCAACAGUUUCAUCAACACUUUUUGUUAUCAUGGUAUAUCAUAAUCAUAUAGUUAUUAUUUAGGAAGAAAUAGCAAGGUGACUCUAUAAAUUUUAUGUUAAAUCAAACCAAUAAGUAUUUGUCACAGAUGAAGGAAAAGUAUUAGGCACAGUCGUUGGGAUUUCUAUUUGGGUUCCUGUGAGUUUUUAAUUUUUUUUUUAAUUGUGGGUGUUCUAUAUUUCCUUCAAAUUUUAUAUAUGUUUGAGUUUGGUUCUGUUAAUAAUAUUUCGAUAAAAUUUUAUAAUAUAUCUAAGACAUUUCAAAUUUGAAGUUACUCAGAUUCAAUUAACAAUGAUUCUGAAGUACUUAUUUAACUUCUAAAUACUAAAUUUUAACUUAGUUUUUAUAUUUAUUUUUUCUUUCUUUUGAAGGUAUUUUUAAGUUUUUGAGUUUUUAUGCAUAAUCGAGUUGGAUAAUACUUGAUAUCAAAAUACCGUCAUGCAAAAUUUAUUCCAAUAAUUUUGUAAGUCAGACAAGAUACAAAUUCAAGUUUUUAUUUCAGAUUUGGUUUUCAAGUUCAGUUUGAGUUUGGUUUGGGUUUACAAUACUCAAUUAAUUAGGUUUUCACAUCAUCCAUUUUUAACCUCAACCUAACCAUGUGUACAUCCAUCAGUAAAGCUAAUGAAUAUAUUUGAAUAAAGUAAGGACAUCCCAGUUCAUUGAUUAAGAACCAUUACAAUAAAUAAAAGGCACUAGACCCUAGUAAUCAACCAUAAUGGUGGGAACAAUUAUGAACUCUUCUCUGGUUUAACGGCUCUAGUUAAUUUAAAUAAUCUGAGAACAUAGUCGUCACAUAUAAUUUGAUUAAUUAAUUUGAAAUGUAUGCCUUAGUUUUAGUAGCAAUAAUCAUUUGCUCCAUAAUCAUUUUAAAAUUAUUUGCUCCAUAUGUAGAACAAGCAACAUCUUAUUUAUGGUAUUCGUAAAGUAUGGUAGCAAAAGUCAAAAACAAAAUGGCUAUUGUAACAUUUUUUAAUGAAAAAAUAAAAAAAAACUACUAAAAUUUAGUUUGCUUGUUUUAACCAAAAAUACUGGAAUUUUUUUGAGAACUCUAGUUUUUAAGAAUAAUUUUAUGAAAGUGCUCCCAAAAACCUUUUUUCAAAAAUAGCAUCUUAUUUUUUUGAAAGUAUAAAAUUGAUGUAUAAUAUAACUUUCAAAAUGAAAAUUUAUGAUAUAAAAUUGCACAAUUUAAAGAAUUUAUAAUGAGCAUCAUAAGCACCUUAUAAAUUUAUAAAUCAAAUUAUAAUAAUUUAUAUGAGUUUAGCAUCUUUAAAAUUUUAUUUUAUAAAAAUGCAUAAAAAUAGACAUCAUAUAGUGAUUUUAAAGGGUAUCAUAAGAGUUAUGACUUUAUAUGUGUUUUUAAUAAAACAUUCUUUGAUAAUGCCAAAACAUUGUUUUCGAUUUUUAUGUUUGCAAUAAAAUUUUGUAAAGAAUAAUGAUAUUUUAUCGAAGAAUUAUGACAUAAAGAGGCUUUAAGUUGCAUAUUUGACCACUUGAUCCAAGUAAUCGAUUAAUAAUUUUUUUGAUAAAUUCUAUCGGUUGAUCCGGUCGGUCUCGUGAGUAAUUGAUUAAUAAUUGUACACUAUUUUUAUGAAUUAAUUUAUUUUCUACCAGUGAGAUUAGAUUAAUUCCGUCCACACGAGUAAAAUAUUCGAUACAUAAUAUAACCAUAUUGGUGACAAAAAAAUUAUAACCAUAUUAAAACAGUUUUAUCAUUUCAGAAGUCUAUAAUAAGUAAAUAAAUAACUAUCACGAGAGAAUCGAGUUUUAGUCUAGAUUUACAUGAUGAGUCACCGUAUAUCAAAAAUACUUUGAGUUUAAUUUUGAAAUGUCGAAACUCAGUUAUUUUUUGUUGGAGGGUAAGAAAUAUUAUUUGUCUUUUACCUUUGCCUAUUUCUUCAUCUAUUAGUCUAUAUUAUCAAUCAUUGAAAUAUUCCAAAAUCAUAUAAAAUCUUAAUAUUCCAUUGUCAAUUGUGUAAAUGUGUAUGGAUGUAUGAGGCAUUAUUAUCAGUCCGGUCCUACUAGGCUGAUUCGAUAAAUUCGACCACAAUUAGAAAUGACGCUUUGAACUUUUUAGUUUGAAUCAAUUUAUUCUAACAAUAGAAAUGUGACCGGAAUAUAGAAAUGAAUCUUUAAUUUUUAUUAAAUACUAACUUGUACAGCCGUAUAUAGUAAAUUCCAAUGUGUUAGAUUAGUGUAUUUAUUUAUGGAUUCUGCGAUCUAAAAGAUAAUCAGAUUCACUUGUCUAAUCAAAACGCUAAACUCAGAAAAUUAUAUAACAAGUAUACUUUAAAAAUAUAAUCCCGGUUAUUAUCAUCUAAUUGGGAGUUUUUUUGCCAACUAUAAGGUGAUAAUUAUUAAUUAGGUAAAUGACUAUAGCCUAAAAAAAAAUACAAAAAUGAAAUAAUAUUUUGGAACCAUAUAUACUGUAAACAACAUGGUAGUUUUAAGAAAAGAUAAAACAUGGUAGCUUUUUUAAAUAUCAUGUUAGUCAAAAGUAUAGCCCUGAUUAUAGUUUGAAUCGAAUAUUACAAAACGUUUAUUUGAUUUAAAGUUUCAUUUCAUGUUGUUAAUUUCGAAUUAGAAUAUCUUUUUAAAAGACAAACGAACUUUCACUACUAAAUAUAAAUAUAUUCGAAUACUAGUGUAUUUUACCAUCGGUUCACAUGGUUGGAGACAAAGAAUAUUUAGAUAGACAGAGAAUAUAUUUAUACGAUAUGAUUUUUAGUCUUGUCCUUUUGGUUUGAAGAAAGGUUGGAAUGAUUGGAUCGGCUUCUCGUCGUCUCUUCUUCUUCCAUACAGUGACCAACUCGAGAACAGAAAGUAAUGGGAGAGAUAGGAAUGAAUUCCCACUUACUAAUGCUAAGACCAUCUCCAACCCACCUCUAUUUUUAUUUCUAUAUUUUCCUCUAAAAUAGAGAAACUCUAUUAUAGAGGUGGAUUUGCUCCAAUGUAUGCUUCUAUAAUAGAGUUUCUUUAUUUAUAAAGAAAAAUAUAGAGAUUUGCUAUUUCUAUCUCUAAAUAUAGAAAUAAAAAGUAGGAUUCCUCUAUAUUUUCCUCUAAAAUAAAGGAAUUCUAUUAUAGAGGCAUACAUUGGAGCAAAUUCACCUCUAUAAUAGAGAUCUCUAUUUUAGAGGAAAAUAUAGAGAUAUACAUUAGAGAUGCUAAGUCACUUAAAGUGGAACAAUAAUCAAAACUUAAAAUAGAGUAUUCUUCUAGCUAAAACUUUUUCGUUUGACCAAUUCAAUCCUAUAAUAGUAUUAUUUCUACAUACCGACAUUCACCAUUCAAGGUGUUUCCCAAUAAGUGUAACUCGACAUUAGAUUCUAUAAUUUCGUUUUUUUUUUUGUAAAGUUUGGGGAAUUCAUAGUAUAGUAAUUAUCAAUUAAAAAAACCAUAAUAUAGUACUUCGACAUUUUUCAAGUAGUUGAACUUAUAGCAUUUCAUGUUGAUCCAACUAAAUUUUACAAGACUUGAAAUCAAUAUUGAAGACGAAGUUGUAACGAUAUCUAAAACAUGCAUUUGAAAUGGUACAAAAAAAAACAUUGAAAAAAAUAUAAUAUACAUAUUUAACAGUAAGAAUAAGAACUACUCAUUUUUUCCUUAUUUAAAAUGGUCAUGGAAUCUCUUUACAAGAGUCUUAAGAAGACCAAUGUUCACAUUUGAUUGAAAGGACAAGAAUACAUAAAACUAAUGGUGGUAUCAACCAUUUGAGGCGAUGUGUCUCUUAUUGAUCAAUACUAAGUUUUUUUAUUUAUAGUCCGCAAAUUAUUGUGGAAGGGUUAUGUUAUCCACAAGUUAAUAAGUUAUUCCAUCAAUUUCAUUUUUUUUGUUUAUAUUUGUCUGUGGUCAAUUAUAUUAGAAGCCCGACCGAGAGAUUGAGCCAGUUUGGAUACCAAAGAAAAAAAUUGUCUCUUGCGUAGGAGCUCCACAGGUGUUUGACCCUCUAUAAAGAAUUAGAGAUACCAAUAUCGGGUCCUCACCUACAUGAAUCUCAAUUUUGAAAAAGCCUCCUCGACGACAUCAUCCCUAACCCAAUAAUUAAUUUACGACAAAGCUUUUUUUCUAUUUUUCUUGACUCACCGGUUAGUCGCGUUUAAGAAACGUGAAUAUUGGAUAAUCUUUAUAACAACACAUUAUAUUAAGUUACAAAAAAAAAAAAAAAAAAAAAACAACACAUUAUAUUAUCUCAUAAGUAUUCCACCUAAUUCUUCGUGUUGCAGGCAUUAUUCGAUGGCAAAUUAUGAUUAUCAUGACUCUAGAAAUGUCACUAUAUCAAAAUCAUUCCACAUUAUUUUCUAUUAUUUCCCAACCCGUCUUAUUAACAAUCCUAAUUUUUUUAUAAAUAUAUUUUCUCUUUAUAUAAAUUUCUAAGAAGUGGACCGAGAGCUUAUCAGCUAUAUCUAAUCCCAUCUUCCAAAAAUGGGUUUCACGAUGAGCCAAAAUGUAAUAUAUCAGAGCAUCUCCAAAAAACAUUCUAUAACUUCAAAUACAAAGUUUUUUGUUCUCUAAAAAUAAACUUCAAAACUUCAAAAAAAGUAAAAUUCUAUUUGAAGUUCCACUACUCAAAAUUUAAAAUUUGAAGUUUCAUAUUUUUAUUUGCAUUUUGGUCUCUACAAUCACACAUCACUUUUAUGAUUCAUAAAUAUUUUUACGUUUAUUGUUUUAAUCCUUAAUAAAUUUAUAUCUCAUAAAUAUUUUAAAUUUUGUUUACAAAUUUUAAAUUUUACACAUAAAAUUAAAUAAAACUUUAAAAUGAGAUUUAAAUUAUUUUAAGAUAGAUUUAGACAAUAAUAAUAUACAAAAAAAACUUAACAAAAAGAUUUUUAAAAAUUA